ACGUGCUUACCUAUUCUUUAAAGUUCGUCGGAUCACCAUGCUGUUGAUAUCUUGUACUCGAACUGUGGCUGCUGCGUUUGCAUGAGCAACUCGACUCGAAGCGGACAAACGUCACAUGCAUUGAGUCUUGGAUUUCUAAGGCCUUUCUGUUGACGACCGCUGUACGUCCGCAUACCGACCUUCAGCUCCAUUCUCCAAGUUCCGGUCGAGUUUUUAUACGCUGGAUCCGCCAGCCCAUUUUCAGAAUAACCACACUCUCAAAAUGUCGCGGCCCAGAUCCGGGUCCGUAGCAUCUACAAGCUCUCCCAUCCGAAACCGCCGCGAUUCUAUCAACUCGAUUUCUACAGGGCAGCUUGCCCAUGCACUUGACAAGAUACACACAUCCGCUAGCCAGUGUGACUCCCUAACCACCUUUAACGACUUCGCACCGCCCCCAGUAGCAGCACCAACCUCGGAAAAUAAAGGAAUAGCAGGCGAUCUAGUCCAACAAGGCUUCAGUGGACUCUAUAGUCGCUUGAGGGAGGCUGUAGGUGGUGGUGGCUCCUCUAAAUCACCCCAGGAACAAACAGCGGGAGAAAGGUCAGAACCUUCUUCCAAAAGAACCUCGAUUGUUGCCAACCAUGGCUCGAAGGCCUCUAUCGGCUCGCUUAGUCGAGUCGACACCGGCGCCUCAUUGUCCACAUCCUCAUCUCAGGUUCUGCCUAAUGAAGGGGCAUCUACAAGUCAAAGUGGCGGCACUAUCGAACCUCGACCGCAAGCUCAGUCAUCCAAGCCAUCGAGUAUCAGCCUGAUGUCUAACCAGAAGUCCAACCCUACGAACCGUCAAAGCUUCUCCAAAAAGGCCCCCAGCUCUAUCGCCGCUGACCCUACGAUCGCUCCUGUUACGGUACACAGAGAUCCUAGUCAUACCACCAUCCGCACUGAGGACAGUGGCGGCGUCGGAUCGAGCAGAAAGAGUAUCAGCAGCCGAGCCGAUUUGCAAGCGCAUCUAUCGACGGCUGAAUCAUCGGCCAGUCUGUAUGACAUGAAAGAUGGUAAGCUUCCGCCCAGGUCUAAACGUGAGGACACCGAAAGUAUCGACGAAAGUAUCAAAAGUCCGACAAGUCCCAGGAGUGCACACCAUCGUACGCCCUCACUACAGACUCGAAGUCUUCGCAGCACUUCAGUGACCUCAUCUUUACUGUCACCUGACAGCGUAAGAAGGAAGCCUGCCGUUAUCGAUCGAAUCAGCCGGUCGAGAUCCCCUGGAGGUCAAAACUCGAGAGAUUCCUCAUUGGACAGGGGAACUGCUGAGCCUAGCCACGUCAGCACAUCUGCUCAUGAUUCUGUUUGCCACGAUUCCUUCUCUAAUAAUCCGAAACCACAAAAGAUGGCUUCGGGCGAUUUCAGAAUACCCGGCACUGUCACGAGUAGUGAAGAAGCCUCUGAACAGGUGAAUGCACAGCUCACUCGGAUGCGAAAGCAGGUUUUGAGUAAGGAAUUCUGGAUGAAAGAUGAUACUGUCAAGGAGUGUUUCCUCUGUCAGACGCCAUUCAGCGCAUUCAGAAGAAAACAUCAUUGCAGAACCUGCGGCUGCAUCUUCGAUUCAAAAUGCACCACUGUGAUCUCAGGCGAGAAGUUCGGUGUGCAAGGUUCGCUACGCGUUUGUAAGCGAUGUCUCGAAGUCAUCACUAGACGUUUCGAUGGAAGUGGUUCAGAGGACUCUGGAGAUGAACAAUCGUUCAUGCCAAGAUUCUUCGGCGCAAAUCAUGCGAAAAGUCCCAGCAACGCGAGCCAGUUUAAGCCAAGAGAUAACGAAUCUGGGGUUGCCUCUGAAGGAUCAGAAGACUCGAGACCUGUGUCAAGACCUGUGACGACACCAAUGAUGGCUAUACCUGCAACUCGCCGCCUUGGAGAAUCUCGUACUGCAGCCAUUCUGGAAAUCGAUGCGCCACAAUUGAGCAGGCCAGGCUCUUCGCGGUCUCUCAAAUCACUAAGUGCGAGGCCACAUUCUUCUGCAGGCCAUAAACGACAUCACUCCAAACAUGCUGGCUUCUUGAACCGUUUCAAGCCUGCACCGGAAGAGAGAGCUCCUUUCAGGCGCGGCAUUGAUGAUGAGAGCGCUAAGAAGCCAAAGUUUCCUGCCUUCCACGACGAUAAUAUCAUCGAUCCGGAGCUGGCCGACUACAUGUCCGAUGAGUCAAGUGAAGAUGAACAAAUGAGCCUAUUUACCACAAUGACAGGCGACUUACAGCCCGGGAGCCUUGGCGAUGACAAGUCAGAACUUACGCCAUACGUAAAUGCUAACAGAAAAUAUCGCCAUAGGGCAGGCGAAAAGAGCAUCAGCGGUAUGAGCUUCGUGAGUAGAGGUGGUCUCGAUGACCUGCCUGGAAGUCUUGGCGGAUAUCGUCGGCCACCAAGGCGACGGAACACUAGCAAUGUUAGUGGCAGUAUGCAUCACUUGCCAUCACCGCGCCCGAAGUCCGCCGUGUUCAAAGGCCCUUCUCAGUCCUCAGAGCUGCUAUUCUCAUUGGAUACACCCCACCAAAGUGCAAACCAGAUCACUAGGAGUGACUCUUUGCAACACAAGAAGGCCCCUAAAGUCGAGCUCAACUCAUCCAGUUUGAGACACGUUGAUAAGUUACUACACCAACUACUAGACGAUGCAGAGAUUUCAAAUCCCCCGGCGUGGCAAAAGGCUCUUGUUCCCAUCCUGUUGCGAGCAACGGAUGACGUUGACCCGGACGUCGCGAAGGGAGAAGACAUGGAUAUCCGACAUUAUGUCAAGCUGAAGAGAAUCCCAGGAGGCAAGCCUGGUGAUACAGCCUACAUCUCGGGUGUAGUUUUCACCAAAAACCUGGCCCUCAAGAGUAUGCCUCGCAGGAUUACCAAUCCACGAGUAAUGCUUGUCACAUUUCCCAUUGAGUACCAACGGCAUCAACAGCACUUUAUGAGCUUGCAACCUGUCAUCGAGCAAGAAAAAGAAUUUCUACGAGUUGUUGUCCAAAGAAUCACGAAUCUCCGCCCACAAGUGCUUCUUGCUGAAAAGAGCAUCUCCGGCGUGGCGUUGCAGUAUCUUUCUGAUACAAACAUUUCAGUGGCCUAUAAUGUUAAGCACACGGUCAUCGAAGCAGUUGCACGAUGUGCUGAAACAGAUAUUAUAUCGUCUCUUGACAUGUUGGCGUUGCCCGUCCAGAUUGGACGAUGUGCUAGCUUCGAGGUUAGGACGUUUGUGAACAACGACUACCCAGGUCGUAAAAAGUCAUAUAUCUUCUUGUCCGGUUGUACUCCUGAGCUUGGCUGCACGAUUGCGCUGAGGGGUGCCAACAGCACAGUGCUCUCGAAGGUGAAGCACAUUAUGGAGUUCAUGGUUUAUGUUGUCUACAAUCUGAAGCUUGAAUCGAGCCUUUUGAGGGACGAGUCCAUCGAACUUCCGGAAGGUGGCGACUCCAUGACAAACUCUAUGCAACUCCAGGGCGAUAGUGCGAGAUCUAUGAGUGUCAAUAGCGUUGACAACUCGAGAGACGGCCCAGCUGUUGUGGUUAAUCACCCGCCAGGAGAAAGUGAACCGCCCUCUCAAACAACUGUGGACAGCGCUAGUAUUACCGAAACUGACGACACAGGCUCCUUGAACCAGUCAGGCCAGCUGACCCAAGAACGCACACGUCUAACGUCUCUUCAAGAGCAGUCCGAUCCUGUUGCUGAGGAUGAAAUCAGCCAAGUUCCAGACGAUGUCCCCAUGCCAACUUACUACAGUGAUAUGGUGGCCAAGUACGAAACCAAGAUUCUCUCUGCUUCGCCCUAUGUUAAGUUCACACAACCCUACCUUCUAAUGAAGACGCGUGAGCAGGAGAGAAGAUUGCUCUACUUGCGCAGAUUGCGCAACCACGAUUAUUACGAAGAAACUGACUCAGAGAAAUCGGAUCCUCAAAAAUUCCAACUCAUCAAGCCCGAAAUGGUCGAAGCGAUUGGCCAAAAGGCGCCACGACAGAUCAUGGAGAUUCUUAGAGCUGUUCACGAUGCUGAGUACGACAAGGCCUUAUACAAUUAUCAAACCCAAACUCGUCAGUGGGAAACGUAUAUCCAGGGCAACCUCGAUCUCUUCGAUCCAUAUUCUCAUCAAAACAUUGUCGUCCUCUAUUCCGUUGUCUGUACAGAGACGAAGAUCCCGUGUACUGAGCCCUCUUUAGUUGCCAUAAACUUUUACGAUGAGCAGCAUAUUGACACUGGUAUGGAUCCUGAUUGCACGUUGGGUCAAUACAUUGAAGACCUGGCAUACACCAUGAACCAAGUCUGCACUUCCAACGGCUGCGAACGCAGGAUGCUUGAACAUCAUAGGACCUAUGUGCAUGACCAGUUUCGAAUCACUGUCUUUGUCGAGAAUAUGCCAAACAAUUCUGCUCUGGCAGACUAUGAUGGCAUUGCAAUGUGGACUUACUGCAAGAUUUGCAAGAAGGAUACCGAAGAGAGAGCUAUGUCGGAAGCUACCUACAAAUACUCAUUUGGCAAAUAUUUGGAACUCCUCUUUUGGGGGCGAGGACUGAAGAUGAAAGGCAUGCAUGAAUGUCCCCAUGACCACCACCGGGACCACGUUCGCUAUUUCAGCCUUCAAGACGCAAGAAUUCGCAUUCACUGGGAUCCCAUCGAUCUGUUGGAAAUCGUUGUGCCACGAGCAAGAAUCACUUGGAAAGUAACCAAUGAUUUGAAACUCAAGAAUGAGAUCUUUGUCAGAAUGGAAGAGAGAUGGGCCAAAUUCAUGGCUUCGGUCAGAUCGAGACUAAUGUGCAUCAGAAUUGACAGUGUCUUGCCUGAUAAGGCAGACCUGUGCAAAUCCGAAGUCGAUCGUUUGACUGCUAAAGCAAAAGAGGAUCUCCCAAUCAUCGUCAAGAGAUUGCAAGAUAUUUACGUCAACUCGAAGUAUUACGAAGUGGUUCCUUUCAACAGUAUUGUCCGGGAGAUGCUCGAGAAAGCUGGGGAAUGGGAUCAAGCAUUUACCAAAUUUGAAGCUGAUUUCCUCAGCGACAAAGAUAUGCGCCAGUUAACCAUCAUGCAGUUGAAAAAGAUGUUUACAGACAAUGAGUCAAAGGAGUCGCUAGUUUCGAAUGAAGGCACUCCGUCAACUGUCGAUAGCGAAGAGCGGCCGUCUCAAACUUUCACGGAAGAAGAAGGGAAGAGCACCCAACCAACGGACUACACCGACAACACCAGUAUGGAGGCUAGUGUCGCUUCAUCAAAGCCUGUCGAUGAUAAGGACGUUCCUGAUGAAGAUGGUAAAGUUGAAAUCCCUGCAGAAGGGGCCAUUGAAAGAGUCGAGCCAUUAGAUCUAGCGCGCACCCCUUCAACACCAUCCCAUCCUCCUCCUGAGCUUUCUCAAGGUGGCGAGGCAUUAGAAGCCCAAGAAGUCCAACAAGAUCAAGACGAUCAAGAGACUCCCAUUGCCGACCCCGAACAAACACCAAAGGCAUCAGGUGGGGCUUUCGAUUUGGCCCCCCUUGAACCUACUGAGACCACUGAACCCAAUGAGCCAACUGAGCCCGCUGUGUCUGGUGUUGAGUCUACCGAGCCCACUGAGCCACUCCCAUCACCUCUUGAAGCGCUCCCAUCGCCGGCUCCAUCGCUGUCAGAUAAGGUUGACCAGAUGAGGCGAGAGCAGGCCUAUCAAACAGGGCCAUCUGCGAUCCCUACUCCCACAAAUGAGCGUGGGCCUUCUCGUAAGUCUGGGCAAGCGGUCUCGCCUCCGAUGGUUAGAGCAACCUCCCAUCCCGUUCGUACACUGUCUAGGACACAGUCAGGAAUUGGAAAGGGUCUUGGCAUUAAAGAAACAAAGACGAAUCCUCCUGAGAGCAUGGGGUCCGAGUCAACAACCGAAGGGUCGAUCAGAGUGGAUAAGAAGCUCUCGGAUCGCUUAGGGUUGAGAAAUUUGAAAGAUAGAGGCAAAGCAACCGCUUCAGGAAUUCCGCGAUUCGUGCAUAAGAAGAGAGAAUCGAAGGUUUCAACACUGGCGAGACAUUUUGAGCAACUCAGUCGAGAAUUCGAGAAAGAGCGUAUCCGAGACCGCAAGAAGCGUGCUGCGAGCAUGCGCCAACCUCGAGCUAUGCUUCCGAGAACAACUACAAAAGCCAUUGUUGAGGUAUACGACGAUGUGAACGACGCUUUUGACGAACCAAGUCCCCCAUCGGAGAGUAUUGCUGAACGCGAAGCCAGCAAACGUGCUGGCAGCAUUGCUUCACGAAAGUCGCACUCUCAUCAUAAGCCAGAAUCGGUCAUUGAACCAUUGACUCCUGCCGAGCCACCUGCGAGCAUAGAGGAACAACAGCACGGAAACCCAAGCCAGCAAGUGGGAGAUGAAGAGCAAUGUCAAGAGCGCGCAGACAAGGCAGGCCAUGGAGAAAGAGAAGACGCAACGGAGAAGGAAGAAAGGGAAGAGAAUGAUGACCACACCAUUGCAAAUACCAGCCAGACAUUCUCAGAUGACGAAGAACGCACCACUGAUCUCGAACACUCGGUGCCAGACGAGUACUUGCACGACAUCAAGGAGAUUGCUGAUUCUGUUGAUGCAAGCGAUAUUCCCCUGGAGUUGCCCAAGCAUCAAAAGACCAGCUUGAUGAAGUAUCUCACCAACUUCUGGGCUGAACGAGGCGCAAGUGGCUGGCACCAGCUCGAAUAUCCGGUCAAUCCCAGCGACCAUAUCUUUGUUGAUUCAGACAUCAUCGUACGAGAGGAUGAACCAAGCUCGGUAAUUGCACUCGCUCUCAACAGCGACGACUACAAGGGCAAGCUGGCGAACAUUCGACGAGAAGCACAAGAGGUUAUGCAGCGCGAAGUUGAGGGCGGAAGGGAUGCCGAGCCCAAGUCACUUCCUUCGGAUGGUACCGACUGGAUGGUAUCUGAAACGGACAUGGAAAAGAGUCUCCUUCGCGUCACAGGAACCCAUCUCAAAUACCAGUUCCGAGAAGGGUCUGCCACCAUGACCUGCAAGAUCUUCUAUGCAGAGCAGUUUGAUGCACUCAGGAGGAAGUGUGGUGUUGCAGAACGUAUUGUCGAGUCUCUUUCACGAUGCCUGAAGUGGGAUUCGAAGGGAGGCAAGACCAAAUCCGUUUUCUUGAAGACGCUGGAUGAUCGCCUUGUUUUGAAGUCACUUUCGCCCAUCGAGACUUCGGCUUUCCUGCGAUUUGCGCCUGGAUACUUCAACAUCAUGGCCGAGGCACUGUUCCAUGAUCUGCCAUCUGUCAUCGCAAAGAUGCUAGGCUUCUUUCAAGUUUUCAUCAAGAACCCUGCGACAGGAACUGACAUCAAGCUGGAUCUCCUUAUUACUGAGAACCUCUUCUACGACCGGUCAGCAACAAGGAUUUUUGACCUCAAAGGUUCAAUGCGUAACCGCAAGAUCCAAUCAACAGGAGAGCAGAACGAGGUUCUUCUUGAUGAGAACAUGGUUGAGUACAUUUAUGAGUCACCCCUCUUUGCACGAGAGCAUUCCAAGAAGCUCCUCCGCGCUUCCGUCUGGAACGAUACGUUGUUUUUGGCAAGACAGAAUGUGAUGGACUAUUCACUCAUGAUUGCCGUUGACGAGGCUCGCAAGGAACUCGUGGUUGGCAUCAUUGACUGUAUUCGCACCUACACUUGGGACAAGAAGCUUGAGAGUUGGAUCAAGGACCGUGGAUUCGCAGGUGGUGGCCGCAAUCGACCUACCGUAACCAGUCCCAAGGAAUACAAGUCCCGUUUCCGAGAGGCAAUGGCCAGGUACAUCUUGCAAGCGCCCAACUGCUGGCAUCUGUUCAACAACCCUCAGUAUCCGCAUUACUAUGGGCGCGCUAGGUUCGAAGAGCCCGAGUUGCUCCGCUGAGCGUCUAAGUUCUUAUGUAUGAUGCGAAUGAGAUAAACGAAGAAAAAGACGCAUGGUUCGCAACGGCCGGUAUAAACGUAAAAGAAUUGUAUUUUUUGUUCAAUGUACAAGCAAGCAUCAGCGUCGUUAUUGGGGGUAUUUACGAGAGCAUUCAUUCAAGGAGACAGGGAAAGGAUGGUCUUGCUUACAACUCAGGAGACUUUGCAUGAUAUGGAUACAAGAACGUGCAUAAAUCAAUAGAGUUUGGCUGCUAUUGUAUGCCAGUUGAAAGAAACA
Messenger RNA from Fusarium redolens, 8098 nucleotides. RefSeq lists its product as uncharacterized. The transcript is spliced from 3 exons. NCBI's taxonomy places the organism in Eukaryota, Fungi, Ascomycota, Sordariomycetes, Hypocreales, Nectriaceae. Gene Ontology annotation, biological process: phosphatidylinositol phosphate biosynthetic process. Gene Ontology annotation, cellular component: endosome membrane; fungal-type vacuole membrane. Gene Ontology annotation, molecular function: ATP binding; 1-phosphatidylinositol-3-phosphate 5-kinase activity; metal ion binding. The record is from RefSeq and is a predicted model, not a curated record. The coding region runs from base 263 to 7822 and encodes 2519 amino acids.